Messenger RNA from Impatiens glandulifera, 531 nucleotides. RefSeq lists its product as uncharacterized. Bases 1 to 531 code for a protein of 176 amino acids. The record is from RefSeq and is a predicted model, not a curated record. NCBI's taxonomy places the organism in Eukaryota, Viridiplantae, Streptophyta, Magnoliopsida, Ericales, Balsaminaceae. The transcript has a single exon.
AUGGGUUUUUCAUUUCCGCCGCAUCAUCAUCAACGAUCGACCAUCAUCAUCAUCAUCAUCUCAGCCUUGAUCUCGUUCUUCUUCCUCGUCUCAUCAUCUGCCGCCGACCAGCCGUCAGCGUACGAGGUUCUUAAGAGCUACAAUUUCCCCAUCGGGAUCUUACCAAAAGGCGUAACAGGGUACGAAUUGGAGGAAUCGACGGGAAAGUUUGCAGUUUAUUUGAACGGUAGUUGCGGAUUCGCCAUUGAGAAUUCGUACAAACUGGAAUACAAAUCGACAAUCAAGGGUUUCUUACAGAAAGGAAAACUAUCGAAAUUAGAAGGGGUUAAGGUAAAGUUGCUUUUCGUAUGGGUUGAUAUUAUUGAUAUUGAACGGAGCGACGACUCUCUUGUAUUCUCGGUUGGGAUUGCUUGGGCAGGGUUUACUGUUGAUAAUUUUGAGGAAUCUCCUCAAUGUGGAUGUGGGUUCAAUUGCAAUAGUAGUUUAGAAUUAUUAGGUCAAAACCUAAGUGUUGGUCAUUCUUCUUCUUAG